Messenger RNA from Haliotis rufescens (red abalone), 392 nucleotides. RefSeq lists its product as uncharacterized. The record is from RefSeq and is a predicted model, not a curated record. The transcript has 3 exons. Bases 85 to 309 code for a protein of 74 amino acids. NCBI's taxonomy places the organism in Eukaryota, Metazoa, Mollusca, Gastropoda, Lepetellida, Haliotidae.
CUCACGUUUUCGUUUUCAGUACAUUCAACUGACUCGAACUUAUACACCAGUGCAAGCUUCGCCAUCAGCAACUACACUAUCAUCAUGAAGCUCCUCGUCCUCCUCGUUCUCGUUGGAUUCGCUGCCUAUCAGGUAACAGAAGCUCGUAUGAACGCCUUCUCCUGCUCAAGCGACUGCUUCCCCUACCUUGACGGCCCAUUCUGCAUCUCUAACGGCUCCGUCGUCUGUGACAACUGCGUCAGGGACAAGAUGCUUUGCACUGACACCAGCCUCACCUCCGUCGACUGCAACGAUCCCUGCGAUAAAUAGGACUGACCGAUUAUAUGACGAUAUAGAUAGUUGAUGAAUGUAAACUUGAUGGCCUAUUCACAUCAAUAAAUAUUGUGCAGCAA